UUAUGCAUUAUUGCAGCAACAGAACAGCAAAACUGAAGCAAGUAUGGCUGACAGGAAUACAUCACAGAGUGCACAGAAGAGGCAGUUAGUCUCUGUGAUGGAUGUUUCUAGGCCCAUCUUUAAAUUAAAAAACAGCAGUGCAGGAUCUGUGACCUACAGUUGUAUGAUUGCUACACCCUCUGAAUUGUGGGACAUUGGGGAUAUUUCCACGGAGGUGACAAACUCUGCGCCGGGAAUGAUGUCUGAUGAAAGAUCUGUGGCCUCAGAACACGUGGAGCACCAAUGUGGCCCUGACAAACUGAUGGAUAGUUCAGUGGAUGACGAUGAGGCCCAAGUAAGAAUUCCUGAAUUUCAGAUUAAGAAAUUUGAAGAGCUGCCUGUUGUUGCCACCUAUGUGAUCACCCCAAGCAAUUUCUACAUACAACAUAAAGACACCAACCUACAGGAGCUGUCUCAUAUCAUGGCAAGAAAAAGAUGUGUGUCCUAUGCUGAGAGGAACAGCAUCCCAGAUAUUGGCACUUACGUAAUGGGAUGGUUUCCCGAAGAGAAGUUGUGGUGUCGGGCACAAGUGGCAAAGAUAUGUGGGAUAACCAGAGGUAGUAAUCACUUGUGCAACAGCCUGGAAGGCAUCAAAAACAUUGAAGUGGAGGUCAGGAGAAUUGAUUAUGGAGAUUCAGCUUGUCUUUCUCUUUCGAAUAUUAAGGAAUUUUGUAGAGAAGUUGCUAAAAUACCAGUGCAAGCUCUGCAAGUCUCUCUGGCAAAUGUAAACCCAGGGAAUGGAGAGAGCUGGUCUGCUGAGGCAGUCAGCUGGUUCAAAGACAAAGUAAACAGCAGAACACUUUAUGCCAGGCUCUAUCCAGAAGACACUAAGGUUAUGGUGGAGCUCUUUAUGGAGAAAGGGAAGAUUGGGACCAUGAGGAGAGGUGCUUCUCUGUCUCUGAGACUGGCUCAAAAUGGACAUGCCAAGCAUAACAAAUUGAACAUGGCACUAAAAAGAAGUCAUGCCCAAGUGCGAUCAAGACAACACGCAAAGGAGUGGGAAAAGUAUCAUCUCUUGUUGCUCUCAAAACAGAAGAUGACAACUCCUGUAUAUAAGGAAGUCAUUUUUGAUUAGCUGAGCAUCUGUUUUGUUAGAUUAUACAUUGUUUGCCAAAACCUGGGCUUAAGUUUGAUGUGCCUUUUGUAACCUUUGCAGUUUAAUGCUCAGUCUUUACUUUUUCAGUGCUCAUUAAGACUGCUCGUUUGUUUUCAGUGAUACAUUUAAGAUUUGAAGGAUAAUUGUUUCAGUUGACCUUGGAUAAAAUAGACAUGAUUUUUCUUCUGGUCAUACUAAUUUGACUUACCAUUGUUUUAUAUUCUUUAUAUAAUGGAUGGUCCAGUGGUUCCCAAGCUUUUAUCCUGUGUCUUUAUUUGACAAAAAAGUUUUUAAAACUUUGCAUUACACCUCUGAUUUUUAGAUGUUGCAGCUCAUGGCUCCACUUAAUGAGGAUUUGUAUAAUAUGCUCAUUUUGGGCCUCUGGUAACACUGAGGUUAUAUGCUUCACUAGAGGAUGUAUUGUAUGUGACUUUGAUGAACAUCCUGUUUCUGACCACAGAUCAGGUAUUGGCUGGUCUUCAUGAAUGCAGGUUACACACGGUUACUGCACAAAACACACGCAGCAGUGCAUCUGCAUUGUGUUAGUGUAAUGCACACUGCAGGGAGUUAGCAAAGAGGAAAUUGAAAUGCUGUCUUUAUCAAAUAAACCUGUUUUCUCCCCCCAAAUUGUAUCUACACUCAGGCCUUGGGCAUACGUCUACCUGCUAGAUAGUCUUCUCUGCUGUGCAGUCUGGCAUAGGAAGUGAAAAAGCACCCAAUGAAAUACCCACUUCAUGUAUACCUAUGUACAAGUACAAAAAAUACAUAUAGGCAGGCACUGCAUGUAAUUAUUUGGAUUAA
Molecule: messenger RNA, 1936 nt
Organism: Electrophorus electricus (electric eel)
Lineage: Eukaryota; Metazoa; Chordata; Actinopteri; Gymnotiformes; Gymnotidae
Biological process (GO): cell-cell signaling
Cellular component (GO): connexin complex
Molecular function (GO): gap junction channel activity
Source: RefSeq, a predicted model, not a curated record